Messenger RNA from Belonocnema kinseyi, 1380 nucleotides. Its product is annotated as solute carrier family 66 member 3. Bases 550 to 1158 code for a protein of 202 amino acids. NCBI's taxonomy places the organism in Eukaryota, Metazoa, Arthropoda, Insecta, Hymenoptera, Cynipidae. The record is from RefSeq and is a predicted model, not a curated record. The transcript is spliced from 6 exons.
CAAAUGUGUAAUAUCUAUAAUCUUUGUGUCUACAAAUCAGUGCAGUGCCACACAUGAUUUACUGUUUGGUGCGUGCGAAACAGUCUAAAUUUAUUCCAUUUAUUCUAUGAAAAAAACGGGAAAAACAAAUAGAUAUAAAAAGAAUGAUCUUAUUUUUACGCACGGGCAUAUGUUAAUAUUUUCAAAAAUUGCCCUGCGUGUCAUAUCGUCCUAUUUUGCGUGAUAGUCACAAUUAUGUAAAGUAAUACCACGAAUUGAUCUAUUUUUGUGUUUAAACUAGAUUCCUUUUCAAUCUUUAAAGUAUAGAAAUGCGAAUCGUAUCAGGGGUUUCAAAGGCUUUAAAGGCUUCAAAGUGACAUUGACGUUUUGAGGUUAGACUGACAUUUUCCAAAAAAAUUAUACCAAGUUCAAAAAAAUGGAGAUAACCUGGCAACUUUUUGCAGACUUUUUAAGUCUCCUCACAAUAGGGAUGUGUUUUAUCCUUAAGGUGCCACAGAUUCUAAAUCUAUUUGCUUUAAAAUCAGCUAAAGGAAUGUCCUUACUUGGACUAUGUCUAGAAUUAAUAAGAUAGUUUCCAAUAAAAGUGGAUUCAAUAGUGAUGGACAUCAAAAUGGAAAAAAUUCCUUUUUCAGUUUCAUAAAAGCAUUUUUGAAAAAGUAUGUUAUUAAAGUCUGGAUAAUUAGUUACACUUUGAUGACCAGUUACAACUUUACAAAUGGCUACUCAUUGCUCUCUUAUUUAGAAUACCCAAUCAUUUUAGUUCAGGAGUAUAUUCUAAUUUUGUUGGUGUUAAAAUAUCUCAACCGUGUUAAUUCUCAGACGAUAUUAAUCUCUGCUCUCUAUUUCAUUACAUUUUCGUCCUUUUUACUUCAAAUAGUGCCAAAACCCGUUCUCACCAUUCUCGCACCGAUUUGCACUCCGAUUUCUGCCUCCAGUAAAAUAGUUCAGUUGGUCGCAAUUCUCCGGGCUAAAAACUCCGAAUCCAUUUCCACUCUCACGUGGCUAAUAUCGACUCUGACAAAUCUCACAAGGGUCUUCACAAUAUGGAUGGAUUCGGCAGAUAUUUUGCUCUUAGGCAAUUUUAUUAUCUCCACUUCUUUGAGUGCUAGUAUUAUGUUUUUUGGAAUUUAUUACAAGUGGCAUCCCAAGAAAGAGUAAUACCUUCGAAAUUAUUUUGUCUAGUGCACAUUCAUUGUUAACUCUCAAAAAAUUCCAAUAAAUUUAUUUCCUUAAGACACUUCUUCGUUCAUACAGUACAAAUUAACGCUUUUAAAAUCUUUGGAUUGAUAAUGUUGAAUUACUCUCCUCAAUGACAAUUUCUCUCUUCCACUUAAAUGGUCGGACACACAUUUGUCGUGACUUUGCCAAAGGUCUGACUUG